GCCUUACUGGAUUCAUGACAGAAAAAUGCCCAAAUUUCGUGAGCGUCCAGCCCAAGCACACUGCCACCUUGCCAGUCGUGUAUCUUGUGACGUCAGCAGUCUAAUAGCUAACAGAUACAUCAUCAAGCAAAGACUUGGCAGGGGGAGCUUUGGCACUGUUUACCUUGUUAAAGACACAAAGACAACAGGAACAGAUAAACUCAAGGUACUGAAAGAGAUACCUGUUGGAGAUCUGAAACCCAAUGAGACUGUCCAGGCCACUCAAGAGGCUCAGCUUCUCUCUCAGCUGACUCAUCCUGCCAUCCUGAAGUUCCACACCAGCUUUCUGGAGAGAGACGCCUUUUGCAUUAUCACUGAGUAUUGUGAGGAUAGAGAUUUGGACUGUAAGUUGGAAGAGUUAAAACACACUGGCAGAACCUUAUCUGAGCCUCAGGUCUGUGAAUGGUUCUGUCAAAUGCUGCUGGGAGUACAUUACAUACAUCAGAGGAGAAUACUUCAUAGAGAUCUGAAGGCCAAAAAUAUAUUUCUAAAGAAGAACAUUGUUAAGAUAGGUGACUUUGGCGUUUCAUGUCUGCUGAUGGGGUCAUGUGACCUGGCGACUACCUUCACAGGUACACCAUACUACAUGAGCCCUGAAGCCCUCAGCCACAAAGGAUACAACUCCAAAUCGGACAUCUGGUCUUUGGGUUGCAUCCUCUAUGAGAUGUGCUGUUUGGCACAUGCUUUUGAGGCCCAGAACUUCUUGGCUGUGGUGUUGAAGAUCGUGGAGGGACCCACUCCAUCCCUGCCAGAAACAUACUCAGAACAGCUUAACUCCCUAAUGCAAAGCAUGUUAGAAAAGGAUCCUUCACGCAGGAUCUCGGCUGCAAACGCUUUGAAAAGCGGGUUCAUAGAAGAGAGCUUGAAGACCAUGAAACACAAAUUUUCUAGCUUGACACUCCAAGAGGGUUUGACGGGGGAAGAGAGAGACGCAUCGGAGAUCCUGAGAGCUCUGCAGAAGAAGGAACACCUGCAAACACUGCGGGAAAGAUCAGACUUGCAGAAAAUGAGCCCAAGAGAACGCAUGCGACUGCGCAAACUCCAAGCAGCAGAUGAGAAAGGAAAAAAGCUGAAGCAAAUUGUGGAAGAAAAGUAUCAAGAAAAUCGGCUUCGCAUGCAAGAAUACAAGUCAAAAAAUUUCCAGAGAGUCAGUGUGGACAUUUUAGAGGUGAAAACAGAGGGCACAGUCAGCCAAACUGAAACCAUUCGGAGUGGGUCACCAAAUAAAAACAAUGAGCUAAUGGGAAAUCUUUCAGAGGUCCCUGAUAUGAUAAGCAUAUCUGAUGUGAAAGAUCAUGCGAUCCCAGAAGAUCCUCAGGCAGCGGAGGCAUUUUACUCUGUGGAUGAUUUUGAGUCUUGCUCGGAGGAAGAUUCAGAUGGAGACGGAGUCUCAGAGGAAGACCUCUCUACAGACGCUACCUGUCAGACAUGUCGACAGGACAGUGACCUGGGGGCUAUGAUCAGGCACAUGGAAAAUGUUCUGCAUGGUGACCCCUAUGGAUCUGAUGCUGAGGAUCUGAAGCCUCUUCCUGGCUCUCUAGGAACAAGCAGCAUCAAUACCAGCAUGGCUGAGAGCAGAAUCCAAAGAAUGAGAGAGUCACUGCAUCAAAGGCUGGGAGAGGAGGCGUUUCUGAAGAUCUAUGACUACCUGAAACAGGCCAGAGAGAGACAGGAAAGCGAGGAGAACAUCAGACAGGCUUUGAGCAAGCUGGUGGAGAGAUCCAGUGAUUGCUUUGAAGUAGAUCAACUUCUUUAUUAUGAAGAGCUGUUACAUACAACACAGGAGAAUACUGUAAGAUAGCAAUGAACACACAC
This is a messenger RNA of Paramisgurnus dabryanus, 1854 nucleotides long. RefSeq names its product NIMA-related kinase 11 (gene nek11). NCBI's taxonomy places the organism in Eukaryota, Metazoa, Chordata, Actinopteri, Cypriniformes, Cobitidae. Gene Ontology annotation, biological process: protein phosphorylation. Gene Ontology annotation, molecular function: ATP binding; protein kinase activity. The record is from RefSeq and is a predicted model, not a curated record.